Molecule: messenger RNA, 1056 nt
Organism: Macadamia integrifolia
Lineage: Eukaryota; Viridiplantae; Streptophyta; Magnoliopsida; Proteales; Proteaceae
Product: glycerophosphodiester phosphodiesterase GDPD4-like
Biological process (GO): lipid metabolic process
Molecular function (GO): phosphoric diester hydrolase activity
Source: RefSeq, a predicted model, not a curated record
UUCUAAGGUUUUUUUAUACCGAUUCCUGUUGGUUCCGAAUCGAUCUGAUUCGAAACUGGAACCAGAAGGGACCGAUUAUUAUAACCCUAUGAACGGAAUUAGUCAAGAAGUGCCAUAAACGUGAGAGAGUUCAUUGAUGAUGCUUAGCUCUUGCUCGGACUUGGACUUCGGCUUCCGCAUCUCCAGGUGCUUUCUUCUGCUGAUGAUCUUUAACGAGACUGCGAACUCUCUCUCCCCCUCUCUCUUCUGAAAAUGGCGAAGCCGAGACAAGAUAGGAGACAAUCACAACGGCAUGGUUCCUGGUGGAAUCUGUUCUCCAGAUCUUCUAACCGCAGAUUCUUCCGCUUGUUUCUGAUCCUAGCAUUCUUGGCUGUAAUUCCUCCUAUUUUCUUCCACUUCAGACUCAGGCGAUUCCAGCAGAUAAAACAACUGGAUGGCAGACAUCAGUUCCUACAAGAGUUUGAUGAUCAAGAAAUACCUACAAUUGAAGAUGCUUUGAAGUUAGUGUCAAGGUCAGUUCGGCAGGUGAUUCUGGAUGCAAAAGUUGGGCCUCCAUCAUAUGAGCAAGGGCUUGCAAAGGACAUUCUUUCUGUUGUGGAGAAGACACGUUGUAGAAAUUGCCUUGUUUGGGCUAAAAGUGAUAUUUUAGUUAGGGAUGUAACUAAUCUCUCAUCAGACACUGCAGUAGGUUACAUUGUUAUGAAGGAUCCAUCAACUGGUACUAGAUCCAACUUAUUGAGGAUGAAACGGGCAAGGGUUGCUGGUGUCUACCAUCCUUUGAUUGAUGAGAAACUUGUGCAGAUUUUGCAUGGGAGGAAUAAGAAAGUCUAUGCUUGGACAGUUGACGAUCAAGUUUCCAUGCGCAAAAUGCUGCUAGAACAAGUUGAUGCUAUUGUCACUAGCAAUCCCACUCUUCUUCAACGGCUUAUGCAGGAAAUUAGGACACAAUGCCUUGAAUAAGGAUUUUCUUUUCAAUGAAUGGCAUUUCCCACUUGUUUCAAACUAAUUAUAUUAUUUUUAGCUAAUGAAAAGUUUCUGUUUAUGGAUUUUUGAACU